Molecule: messenger RNA, 1149 nt
Organism: Cotesia congregata
Lineage: Eukaryota; Metazoa; Arthropoda; Insecta; Hymenoptera; Braconidae
Source: the annotation of a GenBank genome assembly
AUGGCUUUAGACAGACAAUUGGAGUUUGUAAAAUUUAGGAGUAUUAUGAAAAAAUUGGUGUUUAUCGUCGGCCUAUGGACUAACGAAGAUUCGAGUUUGUUCUACCGAUCGUUACUCGCUAUCUACUUGUCCUUUUUUUUAAUUCCGAUUGUUGGUGUAGGCAACUUUUUUAUUACCAAUAUUUCCAACAUAAGUCUUGUAACUAGAAGUUUGAGCACACUGCUGGGCUUUUCUACAGUUAUGAUGAAAGCAACGUGUUUCAUCAUCAACCGAAAAGAAGUCGACGACUUGCACACAGUACUCGAUCCGUACUUUGACAAACUGGUCCAAUCCCCAAAAAUGUCAAAUUUGGUCCUGAGUAACGUCAGGACUUUCAGACGCUGGCCAAUAUUCAUCACCGUCUUUGUCACAAUUGUGUGCCUUUCCUACGCGAUUAAUCCAAUAUUAUCGAUUAUACAUCAAUUGCGACACCGCGAAUGGCCUAUCAAGUACAACCUGAUUUUUCUGACGGUUUAUCCGAUUAAAGCUCGCCGUAAUAGUUUACUCUACAACUUUUACUUCGUUGACGAGUAUUUACUAACAGCCAGCAUGAUAUUUAUCACCUCGAGCCUGGACUCGCUUUUCACUUACUACAUUUUUCAAUUGAUUGGAAUGUUAAGGGAAAUAUCGUACCAUAUUUCGAGGGUAGAUGAAAAAAAUAGCGAAAUAAUUAUACGACGGUGCGUUGACAAGUAUGAGAUAUUGUUACGAGCUUGUGGCCAAGUUCAAAAAAUUUAUGGACCAAUAAUAUUGUGGACGAUGAAUGUUAACGCAGUUGUACUCUGCGCGGCCAUUUUUCAACUUUCGCAUGCAAAAACGAUACCUGUUGUCUCACUGAUAUUGUUUUCCGCGCAUGCUUCUCUAAAAUUGAUACAAGUUUAUGUGUUUGCUUGGUCUGGAACACAGCUCACUAUCGAGAGUGAAAAAUUUCGAGAUUGCAUCUACGCCGCUAAUUGGACAGGAAAUAUGCGGCUGAAAGCUUCUAUAAUUAUUAUGUUGGCACAAAAACCCCUCAUUUUGACAGCGUGUAACAUACUGAAUGUGACAAUUGACAUGUUUGUCAUCAACACCUCAGUUUCUUGCUUUUUAUUACUGAAAACUUUUGAGUAA